Gambusia affinis (western mosquitofish) is the source of this 4761-nucleotide messenger RNA. It is a transcript of the gene iglon5, whose product is annotated as IgLON family member 5. The transcript is spliced from 8 exons. The record is from RefSeq and is a predicted model, not a curated record. Gene Ontology annotation, cellular component: neuron projection. Bases 488 to 1489 code for a protein of 333 amino acids. Lineage: Eukaryota; Metazoa; Chordata; Actinopteri; Cyprinodontiformes; Poeciliidae.
GCGACGCGCUGAGUGCGGAGCGAGGAGACGCGCUGCAUACCAACAGAGACACAAACGGAGAGGCUUGAGGUUUUUUGGCCAGAACGCACAGACUCCAUCCUGCUCUCUGAGAAAAACAUUAUCAAAUCAGAUUAUCGGACGGUGUGAAUGUUUACGUUUCAGUUUUCAUGCGUUUUUAGAGAAAUUCUGCCUGUUCUUCAAGGCACUGAGAGCCAAACUAAGUCUGUCUGGGAUAUUUGGGCUUUCUGCUGUAAUAUAUUUUUUCUGGCAGACAGAGACGUUUAAGAAAAUCUCACUCUUUCCUUUUCCUAUCUUUUGCUCUCUGUCUCUCUCUUUCUUUCUCUCUGACGGGACUUAUUUAAAAAGUCGGAUGUAGAAGAGUUGGACUAUUUCUGCUGAGAUUCAUCCAGUGGGUCGAAUUCCCGCAGCGGUUCCAUAAGGAAGGAAUACCGUAACAUUUGAGCAGAAAAUCAAUCAGAACUCCAUCAUGGGCUGCCCUCUUUUGCUGAACACAUUGGCUGGUUUGAUCCUGGUUCUUCUGUCUAAAGGGUCCAAUGUGCUCGGAGCAGAAUUCAUCCACCUGCCGGACAAUAUUACUGUGUUGGAAGGCGAAAGCGUCACUUUGAGAUGUCGGAUCGACGAGGUGGUGACCCACAAAGCUUGGCUGAACCGCUCAAACAUUCUUUUCGCCGGGACAGAUAAGUGGUCCCUGGACAAGAGAGUGACGCUGGUCAACACCAGCAACAGGGAGUUCUCCUUCCUCAUCGACAAGGUGCAAGUGACAGACGAGGGACCGUACACCUGCACCUUUCAGGCCAACAACACACCCCGCAUGACCCCUGUCUACCUCAUAGUCCAAGUACCAGCAAGAAUCGUAAACAUCUCAAAAAGCGUGUCAGUGAAUGAGGGAGAGAAUGUAAACCUUUAUUGUCUGGCCGUCGGCCGGCCGGAGCCCACAGUCACAUGGAAGGACCAGAAAUAUGGACUGGUGAGUGAGGGGGAGUUCUUAGAUAUCACGGAGAUCAAGAGGCAGCAGGCUGAGGACUAUGAAUGCAUCACCCACAACGGUGUGGCUCCACCUGACCAGCAGAAGGUCAGAGUCACGGUAAACUACCCUCCGAUGAUCACAGACAUGAAAAACAUGCCUGCAAAUCUAGGGAAGACAGCCAUCUUGAGGUGUGAUGCAAUGGCAGUCCCAUCAGCUACAUUUGAGUGGUACAGAGACGAUCAUAGGCCAGUAGAGAAUGACAACACCUUACGGAUCAAAAACGAGAAGACUCGCUCGCUGUUGCUGUUUACCAAUGUGACAGAGAAACAUUUUGGCAACUACACUUGCUUCGCCUCAAACCGUCUGGGUUCCUCCAACGCCAGCAUGCUGCUGUUUCGACCAGGAGCCCUCCAGGGGCGAGGAGCUGGUUUACAUGCAGGGAUGCGUGCCAGCCUGUGCAUUUGGGUUUCCCUCUCUGCUGUUCUUCUGGUGAAAGUGUGAAGCUUUGUUUGCUGGAAUCAUCCUCAAACACCAAGCCCCAUUUCUUCCUCUGCUCCCUCUGUCUCACUCUCUCCCCUCUCUCAAAGGAAGGAAAACGGAAAUGAAAUUCUUUAAUUAUGAACCCAUCACUGUGAACAAAAAGAAUAUGCAUUAUUUCAGGAGCCAUUGAAUCACUGCAUCAAACACAACUACUCCCUUGAAACGCCCUCCCCUGCACCCUCUGUUCAGUUAUGAAUUCAACUUAGUCACAAUAUCUCUUUCUUCUGUUUCUCUUUCAUGCAUACAAUUUGUCCUUUUCACCUUGCAGACUUGUCUGACUUGGUACUUCCCCUCUCCGCAUUUUGCUUUCCGCCAUUACUCCCACUGAGGUGAAGCUGAUAGAGAGUGUGUAUUAACAAUUAUGGCGACAAACGAGAAAAUAGAUAAUCUAACAACUGUAUGGUCAUUUAUGUAAUAUAAAACACAGACUAUUGACUGACCUACAAUGUUUGCCUUAUGGAAAUAAUCACAAUAUUUUGGUGGGUAUUUAUGGAAAUGAUAGUUAUAAUGUGAUACUGGCUGUCAUGUGAAGUUUCACCCUAUGAUCACACACUUAAACCAAGUGGAGACACAUGUAUGUUUUUUUUUUAUUAUUAUUAUUUUUAUUUUACCAGUGUAGCAGUGAAGCUGCUAUGAAUGAUGUCAAAAUGUAUUAAAAAAGGAUGGGUGGUGAUGGCGCCAGCCCCCUUUAUGUAAUUUGGGGAGGUUUAUACUAAGUUUUUGCAUGUAGCCCUCACUACCCAGACCUUUUUAAGUCCCUCCACCCUCCUCCUUGCCUCUCUGUUUAAAGUGCUUUGUCUAGUUGCCCUUCAUAUUGCUAGUGUUCUCAGCUGUGCGUCGAUCCUACCAAACAUUGUCACCUGCUUUUCAUCCCUCCACUGUAAAUAUACGCAGUACAGAGGCCAUGCUGGUGAGUUCAGGUUGCCUCCAUAAGAUCUUCAGUAAGCCUCUACUACACGUAAGUCUUCUGAAGCAGCAAGAGACUGUCUAUUGACAAAAAAUAUCUUCUGUUUCAAAGCUGUUGCUGCUCCAUCUUCUUUGUAGCUUGUUGAUAGCAUGUACUGGUUAGAGAUGUUCCUGUUGUGAGUCCAUACGCCCUCUCUCCCUCCCUGCACUGUGUCUGUUUUUUCUCUGCAAGGUUACCUGCUUUUACUGCUUUUACUUUUUUGGUGUUAAUACUACUACUACUACUGAUGAUGAUAAUGAUGAUGAUGAUGAUGAUGAUGAUGUUAAUAAGCAUUUGAAUAACUAUGAAUAGUAAUUCCAUGUAAGGAGAAAAAACGAACAAAAUACGGUGGUAAUCAGUUGUGUGUGGGGAGAAAAAAGAGAAAUGUUUUCUACUUUGCUCGCACACAUCGAACAACUUCAAUGAAGAUAAAAAAAAAACAGAACAAAAAAAAGGUGUAAAGUUUUUGAAGUGAUGUGGUCUAUUUUGCCAUGGCAAGCUUUUUAAAAUCACAUUUGAAACAGUUCGAGGGGGUCAUUUCGAUUGAGUCCUGAAGCGGUGGCUGGUGAUGUAAUUUAUAAUUUGUAACAGUUUAUGUAUUUGACUCUUUCUGUCAUGCUUUUAACUGCAUCAAACACACAUUUACACCACAUCUGUCCGCUUGUCAUGGUGUGUCCUCUACCGACCAUCUAGAUAAAUGAUUUGGAUCCAUGUCGGUCUCUGGCUGUGGCUGUAAGUCAGUUCUUGUUCUGCCAGACCACAGGGAGAUAAAGAUGUAAUUAGCCAUUACCUGUGGCUGGCUGAGCGAAGGAGCCCGAGCUCCACCUGUCCUUUCCGCCGCUCAGUUAUGGCCCCCAUAAAUCAAGCUCAAUCCUACCACUGACAGGAAUCCUCUUCAAGGACAAAUCUCACCUUGGUGCACCACUACUCCCUCUGGUGUGUGUACCUGUGACAGAAAACCCUGUACAGCACAAACAGCGAGAGGAAAUCCUGUAUUUCGUCAUGCCUACACCCAUUUCUUGUGUUCAGCUCACACUCAGAGACUAUAUGCAAAUUUGCCAUAGCAAGUGUGCACCAAGAGAUGAGUCUACCCCAGCUGAACCCUGACUACUACAUCAUGACAGGGGAAUUACUCAAUACUGAAUCAAAUGUGUGAAUGUGUUUUGGUUUUUUUUGUUUGUUUGUUUAUAUUGUUGUUUCUUUUUCAAAUCAGCAAUAACCCCUAAUUUUACUGUGCAAGAGAGUUCCAUCAUGCUCAAAUCUGUGGUGUAAUAUCUGGAAUGAUCUGUCAUCAACAAGCUCUAUCAAAAGUCUGUUGUUGUACUUUUACUGUGUACUUUCCUCGGAAAUGAUUGUGAAGCUCUGUAUAAAUGGCCCUUAAUCUAGGACACUAUAUGUCGUUUCCUCUGCGAUGUAUUUGGGUGUUAAAGAACACAUAUUGUGCAUGCAACUACUUGCUCCCAAAACAAUGAUGGAUUCCAUUUCAAGCACAAUAACAGGUCAUUUGGUCUGUGAAACAUUUAUUGCCAAUAUUUUUAAACUCUUUCUGUCUUUUAGAAGAUUUUGUUUUUCACACUCACUUACUGUCCUGCGUCUCCUAUCCACUGAGGGUUAUCAGUGGCCCAUAACAUCUGUCUGUACAUAAUCUGUUGUUGAUAAAGAUAAAAAGAAGAUAAAAAAAAAAAAACUGUGGACGAGAAAACAACAUACUGUCAUGUUUGUCAGCGUGUGUUUGAAAAUAGCAUGUCUGUAUUUGUGAAUGGGUGGAUUUUGAAAAAAAAAAAAAAAAAAACAACUACCAAAUUUUGUCUGUUAUGUUCAAGUUUAAUGUUGAAAAACCUGAAUCUAAGUAUUUCAAUGUUUGAAACAUUUCUCCCAUUUCACCAAAAAACACUUUUAUGUGAUAUUAGGUUUUACAACUUGGAAACCUUUCUUGAAUUACUUUAGAUUUCAUAAAUUUUCCUAGGCUCAUUGAUUCAACUAAAUAUAUAUUGCUAUUCUUCAAGAUGUUUUAAUAAUUUUACUGUCAUUCAACUGAUUAGAUUGAAUUUAGGAAGAAUGACUUAUUAGAGGGUGAUAUCUUGUAGGAGUGACAUUUAGCUUCAUGCUAACAGCAUGCUUAUGGGUGUAUUGAUAUAUUUGAGUUGGCUACUUUGGAUUGUUAAUAGAAAAUAAUGAACACCUUAGUUGGCUACACAGUGGCGCAGUUGGUAGAGCUGUUGCCUUGCAGCAAGAAGGUCCUGGGCUUUCUGCAUGGACUUUGCAUGUUCUCCCUGUGCAUGCGUGG